GCACGAGAACUCCAAUUUCAGAACAGUCAUUAGCAGCCUAACAGUAACAGGUACAAACUAAAGGAUCAUCCUCAUCUAAAGCAUGCGCCAAUGGCUCAUCUUUCCCUAACGGUCAACUGAAGACUCCGCCUGAACGUGGAGCGAAAUCCAAAUCAUUCCGUUUGAGCCCACUCGGGCAGUUGUAGUCAGAACCUGAUAACUCAACUACCUCUUUUUCUUUGCUCCUUCAACCUACUCUCAACACUGACGUCGAUACUCUCUAUCUACUCACUGCUCUAUCUCUUCUCACUUACCCACCGAAUCUUCCUAAUCAUCAGUUAUUGUCUAUGGCAAUUCAAAAGCUUGCUUUGAUCCUCAAAAACCCUCAAAACGACGAGGAGUUUCUGCUUGUGAAACAGUCUCGCCCGCCAAAGUUUGAUCACCAAGAGUACGAUUCUUACGUCGAUUCUGAUCUAUGGGACUUGCCUUCCGCUCAAUUGAACCCGCUGCAAGGAGAAUCCGGAUCUCAGAGUGUAGUGGAUUUUGCGGACUCUCGUUCGGAGGAGAUCGAUUUGAAAGAAUUCGACUUUCGCUCGGCUCUUAAUCAGAUUUUUGAGCGAAUAGGCUUUGGGGAAAUUGACAGGGGAGAGUGGAAAUACUGUAAGUAUGUGAAGGAACCUGCAUUUGGGCCUGAUUUGCCAAUCCAAACGGUCUUCAUCACGGGAGUAUUGGCAGCCAAGGACAAUGACUUGCGAGAUAUAUAUAAAUGGAUGUCUGUCCAGGGCUGUGUUAAGUGGCUUUUGGAAGUAAAACCAUCUGGCAAUCGUGUUGGACCAUUGGUAGUUGUUGGUCUUAUAAAUGACUCAUUGGGCUCUUCAAAGUGGAAAGUUCCUCCAACCAUUAGUUAUCAGGAGUAUCCUCCUGGUCUUAUACUUAUACCUAUGAGAAGCAGGACCCAAAAGCCUUUUCACACAACAAACCUAGUGGUAUUUGCCCCAGAGUAUAUUCCAAGUGAUUCUGCGGAUAAAAGUUAUAUUGCAUGUGGAGAUGCUCUAAUAGUUGAUCCAGGGUGUCUAUCACAGUUCCAUGAAGAGCUCCUGAAAGUUGUUACCACUUUGCCAAGAAGAUUGGUUGUCUUUGUCACUCAUCACCACUAUGAUCAUGUAGAUGGUCUCUCAGUUAUCCAAAAGUGCAAUCCUGAUACCACUUUGUUAGCACAUGAAAACACCAUGCGUCGCAUAAGCAGAGAUGACUGGUCACUGAGCUAUAGAUCAGUUUCUGGAGAUGAAGAAAUUAACAUUGGUGGUCAGACAUUGAAAGUUAUUUCUGCACCGGGACAUACCGAUGGUCAUAUGGCACUACUUCAUGUGAACACUCAUUCAUUAAUUGUUGGUGAUCAUUGCGUAGGCCAGGGAAGUGCUAUCUUGGACGUAAGUUCUGGUGGCAAUAUGACAGAAUACUUCAAAACCACUUACAAAUUGCUUGAGCUCUCCCCAAAUUCUUUAAUACCAAUGCAUGGGAGAGUAAACCUUUGGCCAAAGCACAUGCUAUGUGGUUAUCUAAAGAAUCGUCGGAGCAGGGAAGCAAAUAUCUUGGCUGCAAUUGAAGGUGGAGCAAGAACAUUGUUUGACAUUGUAGCAAAUGUUUAUUCUGAUGUUGACCGGAGGGCCUGGAUCCCUGCAUCGUCAAACGUGAGGCUCCAUGUGGAUCAUCUGGCCCAACAAGAUAAGUUACCAAAGGAUUUUUCGGUUCAGAAGUUCCAAAAAACCUGUAAGCUGCAUUUUAUUUCUCGCUGGAUAUUAGCCUACGCUACUGGUGGCUUCCAUUUAGAGAAACCUUCAUUUCUGAUUACUGUGGCUAUGGCUGUGGCUGUGGCUGGCUUUGCUGCGUUCUACUCAGUCAAAACGGAAGCUACCCAAGUUGAGAGUGUAUGAUCUGAGACCCUCAAGGCUUGAACUUGUCGGGUGUAAGGCUUAUGCCACAAACUAGAUCAUGUUCUUCACUAGUAAAGUAAUGAAUGUGAAAUACCAUACAUCUCAUAUAGCACCAAGCUACUACCAUCCUUAGACCUCUUUGACUAAGAUGAGUCAAUUUCAUAGGUUUAACUUCCAUGGCAGUUCUCCUCUCCUCACCAGCUCAAGUGUAAUUUUCACUAGAAAGUUUCAGUAUUAGCUUAUUUUUUCCCCCUUUGUCUUUUGAAAGAAUCAAUAUGGGAAGUUUUGAAGAAAAAUAUUAUUUUUCUCCGCU
Molecule: messenger RNA, 2226 nt
Organism: Prosopis cineraria
Lineage: Eukaryota; Viridiplantae; Streptophyta; Magnoliopsida; Fabales; Fabaceae
Exons: 12
Coding region: 327-1913 (528 amino acids)
Cellular component (GO): plastid
Source: RefSeq, a predicted model, not a curated record